GUUUUAUUACCUACAGUACACAGAGGCAAGAAAGAGGGGAGCAAGAAAUAGAGAUUGAGAAGGAAGAAAGAAGAAUCAGGGUGGGGCUUGAUAGUGGGAGAACACGGACAACUGAAUUAUAGUUAGACAAAAAUGUGAAAGAGAGAAAUUAAGGAAAAGAGGGAGGAGCUGUUAGGUAGGAAGAAAGAGACAACCAGAUGCAAAAGGGAGGGGCAGAGACAGGCUUCAGUAUUUGUGUUUAUCUUCGGCAUAAAAGCAGGACAGAGAAGGGAGUAAAAGUUGGUUACAUUCCUACAGUAAACCUUUUCAUAGUUCCAUAGUUUUUUUUUCUCUACUUCAUUUACAUGAUUUGGUUUUUUGGGGAACAUACAUUCGAAAGCAUUUAUCAACAACAUGGAUAACUUCCAGACCGUCCUGCGCUUCUUCAUGAACCAGAAAGCCACCAUUGGUUAUAGCUUCAUGGCCCUCCUGACUAUUGGAGGAGAACGGAUCUUCACUUUGUUCUCCUUUCAGUGCCCCUGCAAUCCCGACCAGAACUUUGCCUAUGGCAUACUCUUCCUGCUUGGCCCGGGGCUAGUACUCCUGGUGUUGGGUCUCUUUUUCAGCAACAAGCUGUGGCGUCUCUACACUGGCUGCUGUCUCAACCCCAUGAAGUUAUGUCCCAGGGGCAAUGUUUUUCACUGCCUGAAAGUCUUGGUCAAUAUCUUCUCUGGUGCCUGUGUGGCUCCUAUUAUGUGGCUGUGUGUGGCACUGUUGAACGGGACCUUCUAUGAGUGUGCAGUCAGUGGAUUGGAGGAUACAUUUGUCGUGGAUAUGUUCUGUAAAAACAAGACCUUGAAAUGCAGUGCCGAACUGGCCCAUGUGCCCUGCGGCAAAUCCAACCUGUCCAGUGAUGAAAGCCAGGAGCUGUUGCGCAUGUUCAAGGCUCAGUCACAGAUCCUGGGCUGGUGUAUCAUCAUCAUUUCAGUCACAAUAGGUCUCCUUGGGACCUGCUAUACCAACUGCCGCUCACAGGUCAGUUACCUGCAGCUCACCUUUUGGAAGCGUUACAUAGAAAAGGAGAAUGAGCAGUUUGAUACCUUCACUCUGGAGUAUGCCUCCAAGUUGGCUGAGAGGAACAUUAAGAGCUUCUUUGAGAAUCGUGAACCUGAGAAAUUCCCAUUUCCAAACCAUAAAUCCUGGGAGGAGAUUUCUGCACUCUACAGCUUCACUAAGAGUGAGCAGUACUACAGCACCCUGCAUAGGUAUGUUGAACGUGAUGGCCGAGACUACAGCCCUGAGAGGCGACCAUUCAAGAUGGACUUGGAGCAUGUAUAAAGAUGAACUGAGAGUGGGGAAUUGAAUGGCUAUGAGAAGUUUACAAAGAUUAAACAAAUACCCU
Molecule: messenger RNA, 1381 nt
Organism: Esox lucius (northern pike)
Lineage: Eukaryota; Metazoa; Chordata; Actinopteri; Esociformes; Esocidae
Product: calcium homeostasis modulator protein 5
Exons: 2
Coding region: 394-1317 (307 amino acids)
Molecular function (GO): monoatomic cation channel activity
Source: RefSeq, a predicted model, not a curated record